This is a messenger RNA of Linderina pennispora, 2086 nucleotides long. RefSeq lists its product as uncharacterized. The coding region runs from base 106 to 1788 and encodes 560 amino acids. The record is from RefSeq and is a predicted model, not a curated record. The transcript has a single exon. NCBI's taxonomy places the organism in Eukaryota, Fungi, Kickxellomycota, Kickxellomycetes, Kickxellales, Kickxellaceae.
CGCUGUAGCCUUCUAGUACCUUUUCUUCCACAUCUGACCAGCCUAUACUAACAGCACUUGCGUAAUAGCGAAAUAUUGAUUGUUUCUUUUUUUGCUAUCAUCGAGAUGCCUAGCCAAAUUGUCCACCCACCCAGCGUCGGUGCAUACAUGGACCAGCUACAAGCGCUUGGUCGCAGCAUUGAUAGCCCAACAUCCACAAUGGAUGACGAGUACUAUAAGCUCAUUGCGUUUUCCAACCAAAACCCAGACAAGCGCGUCUACAUACCAGACAUCGUUUUUCGGUACCUCUUUUUGCAGUGUGAUGUCGACUGCUCGUGCGCAAAAAAGUCGUGUUCACUCAGUCACAAAAGACGGUGGCGGACAAACUACCAUUUCCUGCGCAAUCUUGGCAAGCUGCACCUUGUCACUGACCUGCACAUCGUGCUGUCCAACCAUAGCGCCCUCGCUCUCGACCUCGUGGAGGUCUUCACACAGCUCAGCAUUGAAAGCGUACCGCUGACUAGCAUCCGGUCGAUUAUUUUUGUCGGGCCGGGUAUUAAGUACGCCGGAGCUGUCCAAAACACAAGCGAGUGGGCAGCUACAGCAGGCAGGGACUUUGUGCUUAUCCGCAGCCUCUACCCUAAUAUCACGAUGCUCGGGUGUCUACCAGACGCGUGCUUGGAGGAGAGUCCGAGCCAUCUGCUGCCAACGCGCACACCCGGCAUCCAGCUGCUGACGAUGCUGACCGAAUACUACCUCGGCCACCUUACCACCGCACAAGCAACGUUUACGUUCCCGACCACUACAGGAUUGCACUUUUGCGAGAACCUAACGACGCUGUCGAUCCACCACCGGUUCGUGCGCACGCUCGCCGCGUUCCCGCAAGUGCCGGUAGAGCAUCUGCACACGCUGAAUGUCCUGAAAAUCGACAAGUUUAUUGCGUGGGAGAUGUUUGUCAGUGCUAAGCGGCGGGUGCGUUUUCCCAGGGUCGAGAAUCUGGGGUUCGAAUUUCUCAAGCCAGACGGCAAGCAGCGGCCGCCAACCGGGUACGACUACAGCGUGUCGUUCCCAGCCGUCAAGCUCGUCAAGAUCAGGGGCCUGGCCUACUCGAGCGUUAACUUCCCGAUUCUGUUCCCAGGCUUCUCCAUCAACGUCCUGCAUCUGGCCGACAGCCCGUACAGAAUUAGCCCAACCGAGAUGCGCACGUUCAGAUGUGCCAUCAACCUGGAGAUUGCGUCGCCGGAGGGGCAUCCCGAGAGGCCGUAUGAGAUGGACGGUUUUAACCGCCUGUUCAGGACACGGACUUCGGUGAUGGGCUUGACUGUCAAGGGCCCGGGGUUCCUGGUCCCGACGGUUGUCAACUGGGGGGACCUUCAGGGCCUGUAUUUCAAGGCCGGUAUCGCCGACAGGCAGACACUGGCGAACCUCAUCAAGCAGCUGAAGCAGCUGAAGACGCUGGUGGUCUCGUGCUACUCGAUGCUGCGUGCCGACGGAGACGUGGACAAGGCGGCAGCCGUAUGCAAUAUCAAACGCGAGCAGGUGUGGGCUAAUCUCAGCAAGGUCGAUGAAAUGAUGGCCAGUGACAACAUCACGGCGCCCCUGAGCGCCAGCCUCAUACGCCUGGACAUCUCGGCAAGGUCAUACUUUGACUGGUUUGCCGUGCUCCAGCUUCUGGGCAGACUGCCAAUGGUGACGUCGGUAGGCGUCAACGAAGAGUUCGUGGCAAAGAUCGAUGCCUGGUUCAAGACGCUGUUUCAGGGCAGAACGCUGACUGUGCGCAAGUUCUCCGAUGACUCCAAGCUGGGCUGAAUGCUGCUGGGUUUGUAUCUACCAUGUUUUUUUCUGUAGGCUUAUUCUCUGUAAAUUUUUCCUAAUGGUGCCUGUCAAGCACAAAAGUCUGCUGUAGUAAACCUAUUCGAAAACAUCCCAGCAAUGCCGCCAACAGUUUUGGAUGUAUGUGGCUCAGGGCUUGGGAAUACGCAGGCGCCGGCUAAUCAUCAGGGUGCCGCUGAUUCCGUACAUAAGCACCAGCGGAUGGAACUCGUAGCCCGGAAGUAUCGAGAUCUCACCGCCCCACACAAACUCUGGCGUAAACGCCUGGCUGAAC